AUGGAGGAGGGCGUGGAUAGCCCGCCCACCUCCAAAAAAAGACCACGACGGCCUGAUGAUCACCAGAACGGAUCUGGUCUUGGCGGCGGAGGUGAUGAUUGUGGUUUAUGCAUUUUAAACGAUGGUAGCUCUACAACAGUUAAUUAUCCUAGACAUAAUCCCUCAGCAAUAGAUGUAAGUUUUAUAAGUCCCCAGUUGGCUCCAUUCUGUGAAUGGUCAGUAUAUGAUGAUGCUAUGGGUAGUUAUCACUACCCAACUAUCACAAAUAUUACUAUAAACCCUGAAAGAUAUACAGUAAUAUAUGGUACAGAAAAAUUUUUGUAUAAUAAAACAGAUUGGAAUAAGUAUGCAGAAGUCUCUAAUAAUGUCUUUCAAGACAUGAUAGUUAGUAAAGAGAAUCCAGUUGCCUCUUAUGAGGAGUUUUGUAACAGACUUAAUAAGCUUAAACAAAUGUGUGUUCCUAAAUUUACUAAAACCAACUUUAGAGGCAGACCACCAGCGCCCUGGUGGAAUAGUACAUGUGAAGAGGCUGUUAUAAAAUCUUACAACGCACUUAAACUUUAUAGAAACGAUCCCACGGUAGAUAAUUAUAUAAAUUAUAAAAGACUAGACGCGCUAAAGAAACGCACUAUAAAGGAGCAAAAACGAAUUAGUUGGAAUAGUUACUGUAACAGCUUUAAUAGAACUACUCCCAUUAGUCAAAUUUGGAAUCUCAUUAAAAAGUUUAAGGGUGUCAGAACUGGUAAUAAGUCGUAUAGGGAUGAUUUUGUGCAACCAUUCUUAGACAAACUAUCUGAUAAUACAAAUUUAGUAAACUCCAAUUCAUUAAAUGAUUAUUUUAUAUCUAACAAUGAAAACCCUCAAUCAAGAUUUCUUUUAGAACCUUUUUCAUGGUCCGAAUUUAUAAUGAGUUUACAAUCCCGUAAAAAUACUAGUCCCGGUUUAGAUGACUUUCCCUAUUUAUUAAUAACAUAUUUACCUGAAUCCAUAAAAUUAAUAUUUUUAAAUGUACUUAACAGUCUCUGGCAUAAGAAAUUAAUUCCAACAUCAUGGAAGACUCAAUGUGUUAUUCCAAUUCUUAAACCAGAUAAAUCACCAGAAAAUGCAAGUUCUUAUCGUCCAAUCUCACUAUCAUCGUGUCUUGGUAAGAUAUUUGAAAACAUGUUGAAGACUCGCCUCGACUGGUAUGCGGAAUCAAAUACUAUCAUCCCUCACAUUCAAUAUGGAUUUCGUAAAGGAAGAAGCUGUGCAGACAGCUUUAUUUCUCUAACAAAUGAUCUGAAAAAUGCGAAAAAUAAUAAGAUACAUACAGUUUGCGUAUUUUUAGAUGUCCAAGGGGCCUUUGAUAGUGUAGAUCCUGGCAUACUGGUCAAGGUACUAAGUAAUGCUGGGAUACCAGGACAGUUGUGUAAAUGGAUCUAUGAUUUUCUAAGUAAUAGAGUUCUAUAUGUUAGGCAUAACAAUGUUCUACAUGGACCCAGAAUUGCCUCAAAAGGUACCAUGCAAGGUGCAACUUUGUCACCAUUGUUAUAUAACUUGUACACAUGUGAAAUAUGUAAAUAUGUAGAUACCAAAAAUGUAAAUAUACUUCAGUUUGCUGAUGAUUUAGUUUUAUACAGUUCGGAUUUAAACUUAACAUUAGCUGUAGAAAAAGUAAAUACUGGAUUAAGACAAUUGAAUAACUAUUACCAGCACAGACUAAACUUAAAAGUAAAUACUAUGAAAAGUAAUGUCAUGAUAUUUGGAAAAGACCUACCAAUGAUAAAUGUUACUUAUAAUGGUGAUGUUAUACAACAAGUAAGCAUUCUUGUCUAUGUCAGGGAAAAGAUGGCCGAAUCAAUUGAAAAGAAAGAAUUUGACAACUCUUUAAAACCAAUGAAAAUUGCUCUCUGGAUAUCCGGAAUAGAUUUAUUCGUUCGAAAUGAAAAACCGUUAACGAGAUCGUUGUGUAGUCGGUUUAUAUUCUAUUUCAACUUUAUCUGGUUGCAUUCAGACGUCUGUGGUGAAUUUUACUGCUUCUUUUAUUACUUGACAACCAAGAAAAGUUUAGAAAAACCACUACUGAUCGCGCCCUUUAUUUUUAUGUCAGUACUAGGAACUCUGAAGGUGGCAGCGAUCUUUUACAAUAAGCAAACCGCUGUGGGCGUAUUGCAGAAGCUACGAGACUUACAUCCUCAAAGGGAGGAACCGAGAGAUCGUAGCAGCAAUAGAAAAGAAAGGGCAAAAAGAGAAGAAAGCAUAAGUUACGAGUUCAAGUUAAAGAAAAAAACAGUGAAGUUGUUGUACACAUACAGUAUAUUUAUAUGCCUCGGUUAUGUUGUUGCUGCGUCGUUGUUUGAGUUUUCUCCGUUAAUUCUAAUGGCUCGAAAUCUUCACAAGUAUGGACGGACGGAUUUGAAACUACCUUAUUUGGUUAAGUUCUUUUUCGAUCCCUACGCUGCUCCGUGGUGGCAGCUGGAAUACGUACAUCAACUAAUUUCUUCUGUAAUCGUGAUCACAAACACUUUCGCCGCUGACUCUCUUUUCUACGCGUUCUGCCUGUACGUAAAGAUGCACUUUGAAAUAUUGUGCCAACGGCUAGAAAAACUAACAGUUACCAAAACCAAAGACGCUUCUAAUGAAUUCAAAGACCUAAUUAAUAGGCACAGAGAGUUGAUUGAGUAA
Molecule: messenger RNA, 2664 nt
Organism: Leptosia nina
Lineage: Eukaryota; Metazoa; Arthropoda; Insecta; Lepidoptera; Pieridae
Source: the annotation of a GenBank genome assembly